AUCUUCUCUUCUUUCAUAACCAAAUAGGAAAUAACUCCAAUGACUUUCACUUCUUAAAACUGUGUCAAUGGAGCUCUCCCUCUUCUCUUACCAUCAAAACAGCUUCAGUCUCCUCCACAAACCUUUCUUCUCACUUCCCAUUUCAGGGAAGAGAGUACCAAAGAGAGAUCCAUUUCUAUUGCAAUGUCACUGCACGUUGUCAUCAUCUUCUAAUGAUGAUGAUAAUAUAAAAGCAGCAAUUGUGUCUUUGCAGCAUGAGGCAAGAAGGGUAGUGCUUGGUUCUCUCCUCACAGCUGCUGCUGCAAUGUAUAUCUCUGAUGUGGCUGAGGCGGCUAGUACAAGUAGAAGAGCUCUUAGGGGAGCUAAAAUACCUGAGACUGAAUUCACAACUCUUCCCAAUGGGCUCAAGUACUAUGAUUUGAAGGUCGGCAGUGGACUUAAAGCUGUUAAGGGAUCUCGGGUUGCAGUGCACUAUGUUGCAAAAUGGAGAGGCGUCACGUUUAUGACUAGCAGACAAGGACUUGGUGUCGGAGGUGGGACGCCUUAUGGUUUUGAUAUUGGCCAAUCUGAAAGGGGAAAUGUGCUUAAGGGACUGGAUCUCGGUGUUGAAGGAAUGCGGGUCGGAGGCCAGAGACUGCUGAUAGUUCCUCCUGAGCUAGCAUAUGGGAAAAAGGGAGUACAAGAAAUCCCUCCAAAUGCAACAAUUGAGUUGGAUGUUGAGUUAUUGUCCAUCAAACAAAGCCCAUUUGGAACUCCUGUAAAAGUUAUUGAGGGUUGAUUCACAAUUUGACACAAACUGGGAAAAUUUAUACAUGUUUUUUUUUUUGUUCUCUUGUAAUCUCUCUCGAUUUGAUAUACUACUAAGAAAAAAUUUAAUUAUUUAAUUUUUUUUUGAA
Molecule: messenger RNA, 896 nt
Organism: Gossypium raimondii (Peruvian cotton)
Lineage: Eukaryota; Viridiplantae; Streptophyta; Magnoliopsida; Malvales; Malvaceae
Product: peptidyl-prolyl cis-trans isomerase FKBP16-4, chloroplastic
Exons: 10
Coding region: 68-778 (236 amino acids)
Molecular function (GO): peptidyl-prolyl cis-trans isomerase activity
Source: RefSeq, a predicted model, not a curated record